This is a messenger RNA of Plasmodium falciparum 3D7, 4467 nucleotides long. RefSeq names its product putative insulinase. The record is from RefSeq and is a predicted model, not a curated record. Gene Ontology annotation, molecular function: metalloendopeptidase activity; metal ion binding. Lineage: Eukaryota; Apicomplexa; Aconoidasida; Haemosporida; Plasmodiidae.
AUGUACGAUUAUGUAAGAAUUAAUAGCAUAAAACUAGAACAAGAUUUAGAAGUAGAAGAGUAUUAUUCUUUAGAUUCUGGGUUAAGAAUAAUUUUAAAUAAGACCAAGAGUCCUAAGAUAUAUGGAUUUUUUACUUUAUUAACAGAAGCAGAAAAUGAUGAAGGGCUACCACAUACAUUAGAACAUUUAAUAUUUUUAGGUAGUCAUAAAUAUCCAUAUAAAGGAUUAUUAGAUUUUUUAGCUUAUAAAUGUUUAUCAGAAGGUACAAAUGCAUGGACAGCUAUUGAUCAUACAUGUUAUACAAUAGAAACAUUUGGUAUAGAAGGAUUUUGUAAUAUUUUGCCGAUAUAUUUAGAUUUUAUUUUGAACCCUACGUUAGAAAAUAAUAUGUUUUUAUCAGAAGUACAUCAUAUAUUCGAGAAUGGAACACAUAACGGAGUAGUAUACUCAGAAAUGAAAUCCAUCGAAAAUAAUUGUGAGAAUAUUGUAGAACGAACCGUUAUAACAAAUCUUUAUCCAAGUAAAAAAGGAGGAUAUAGAUAUGAAACAGGGGGGACCUUAGAAGGAUUAAGACAAACUAAUAAUAAUCGAGUGAGAGAAUAUUUUAAAAAAUUUUAUAAAUUAAAUAAUUUUGCUAUUAUUAUAUUUGGUAAUUUUAAAAAUGAUGUUAUACUAGAUAUAAUACAUAAGUUUGAAGAAUAUCAUCUAGAAUUAAAUCCUUCCCAAAAAAAACAAAAAAUAGAUAUAAAUAAUUAUUAUAAUGAUCAAAAUAUGAAUGAUCUUAUAAAAGAAGAAAAUGAUAAUAUUUGUUUAAAUAAAGAAGGAAAAAAAAAAUAUAUAUAUGAUAUUAAAAAAUGUAAAGAAUUAUUUUUAAAAGAUAUUCAAAGUAAUAAUAGACCAUGGAGAAGACCUGAAAAUAUUGAAAAAAGAGAAGGAUCAUUAAUAAUUAAAAAAUAUUAUCCUUGUAAUAAUUUAAAUAAUGGACAAGUUACAAUAGCUUGGAGAGGAUGCCCUUGGGAAGAUGUACAAACCAAAUUAGCUAUAUCGUUAUUAGGAAAUUAUCUUACAGAUUUAACAACAUCUCCUGUAAGUAAACGAUUACUGGAAGAUAAAGAAACAUAUUGUAGUAGUUUAGAUUUUUCUCUUGAAGAUUUAAAAGAAAAUUAUUUUUCAAUAGAUAUCUAUGAUGUAUCCUAUAAAUAUAAAUGCCAUAAAAUAGCUAAUGCUAUGAAUGAUCAUAAUGUAGGAACAAAUAUGGAUACGCAAAAAGGAAUCACCAACAUUAAUCAAAAUGAUCAUCAAAAUGAUGAUGAAAAAUAUAAUCAGCAUGAAGUUAAUAAUAAUAAUGAUGAUGAUCAUCAUCAUCAUCAUAAUGAUGACUAUUGUAAGAAUAAUAUUAAGAACAUACCAUGUAACAACACCCAGGAUAACAAAAAUGUACUCAAACCUUCAAACGAAAAAUGUAAUAUUAAUGUAAAUCCAUCAAAUACUCGUAAUGAUAAUAUAAAAAUGAAUGUUGUUGCAGAUAUCACAAGAAAUUGUUUAAAUGAAGUGUAUGAGAAACCAUUAAAUAUGGAUAGAUUAAAAAAUAUAAUUAAACGUUCCUAUUUACAACAUUUAAGAGAUUUAGAAACAUCACCACAUUAUUUAUUAAACGAAAUAUUAAUUAAAUAUUUUAUUUAUGGAUCUAAUAUUUGUGAUUUAGAAAAAUGCUUAAAUUUAAAAAAAAUUUAUAUUCAACUUCUUAAUGAAGAUGAAAAAUAUUGGAAAGAUAUUUUAAAAAGAUAUAUUUUACAAAAUGAUUAUGUGGAAGUCCGUUGUUAUCCUAGUGUUAAGAAAGCGAAAAAAAUUGAAAGUUUUGAAAAAAAAUUAAUAGAAAUGGAACAACAGAAAUAUGGUAUGGAGAAAUUAAAUAAAAUGGUUGAAAAUAUUAAGAAAAUUAAAGAAAAUAUAGAAAAAAAACCUCCUAAAGGUUCAAUAGAUAUUGUUGAAUCGGCUAAACCUAGAAAUGUAUAUAUAGAAGGUAUAACCGUUUUUAGAAAUUUCAAAUCUUUGAUGAAUGAACCUAACAAAACGGAUGAACAAAUUUUUGCAAACGUCAAAGCUACAAUCACCAAGGAUGAUAAUCAAUAUAAUCAAAAUAAUGAUAACUACAGCAAUAAUAGCUCCACCCAGAAUUUUCGAUUACUAAAAAAACUUACAGACGAUUUAAAAAGAAUAAUUUUUCCUAUUCAACUAAGCAAUAUUUAUUCCAACUUUGUUUGUAUCCAUGUUUUGAUAAAUUCGAAAAAUAUCGAUAAAUGUUUAAAACCAUAUUUACCCUUAUUAAGCUAUCUUAUGUUUGAAACAGACAUUGUUGUAAAUAAUAAAAAUAUAAAAUGUGAAAAUUUUAUUGAAGAGAUGAUUCGAAAUACCAUUAAUUAUGAUUGUAAUUUUGGUCUUGGUGAAAAUGCAAAGAAUUUUAAGGCAGGAAGUUUAGGUAAUAUAAUAUGUAUACAAAUAGUAGGAUUAUUAGAAAAUUAUGAGAAAUUAUUUGAUUUAUUAUUUUUAUCUAUAUUUAAAAUGAAUUUAACAUUACAUAGGUUAGAAAUUAUAUUAAAAUCUGCAUAUCAAAAUUUAUUACAAAAAAAAAAUAAACCAAAAACGUUAGUAAUAAAUUUGGAAUAUGCUUUAAGAUAUAUGAAAAAUAGUAAUUCAGGUUUGGUAUCAAUAGGUCAACAGGAAUUAAUAUUAAAAUUAAUUGAAAAUAAGAAUAAUUUAUUAGAUGUAUAUAAUAAAUUAAAUUUAUUAAAAGAUGAAUUAUUUAAUUUAAAAAAUAUAGCUUUAGUAAUAGAUGGGAACUUUUCAAAAGUUCAUAAUGUUUUUUCAUGGUAUGAUAAAUGGUUUACAAUUAAAAAUAUGCAAACAUGUGAAUAUACAAUAAAUAAUCCGGUUAUUGAUUUUAAUUUUGAUUCAGAUAUUGGUAACACGUGUGAAUCUUUUAAAUAUCUUGACCAAAGCACCAAAACACAACAACAUAAAGUAAAACAACAAGAUAAUGUAGAACAACAAGAUAAUGUAAAACAACAAGAUAAUGUAAAACAACAAGAUAAUGUAAAACAACAAGAUAAUGUAGAACAACAAGAUAAUGUAAAACAACAAGAUAAUGUAAAACAACAAGAUAAUGUAAAACAACAAGAUAAUGUAAAACAACAAGAUAAUGUAAAACAACAAGAUAAUGUAAAACAACAAGAUAAUGUAAAACAACAAGAUGAAGAACAAAAUAAUGAUGAUAUAAAUUCUUAUAAUUAUUGUAACCAUAUGUGUAAUAAUAAAGAACAAGAAAAUGAAUCCAGCAAAUAUAUCUCCUUAGGACCCAAUCAACAUAAAAGUUUAAAAGAAUAUUUAGAUACACAAUUUGAAGCAGAUGAUAAACAUUUUGAAAUGAACUAUAUUAAAGAUAAGGCAUACAACGGUGUUGUAUGCGGAAUUAAGAGUACAGAUGUUUCUUAUUUAAAAUUAACUAUAAAAGCCCCUUCAGGAUAUGAUAAUAAAUAUUAUUGUUGUUUAUUAGUUCUAAGAGAAUUCUUUUCAAUGACUGAAGGACCAUUAUAUAAUAGUAUUAGAGGAGGUGGGUUCGCAUAUGAAUGUGCUCUAGAAUAUAAUUGUAUUUUGGGUGAAGUUAGUUUACGUAUUUAUAGAUCAAGCGAUAUAAUAAGCGCCUUAAGAGAAGCUAUAAAAAUAUUGAAAUAUUAUUGUAAUAAUGAAAUGAAAGAAAACGAAUUAUCUAUUGCUAAAAGUAGUGCUUAUUAUAGUAUCUUUAAUAAUCAAGAAACUGUUAGUGAUCGUGCUAGCCAAACUAUCUUUUUAAGCUUAAAAAAUUUAAAUUUAAAUUUUUAUCAAGAAUUAUUAUCAAAUGUUGAAAAAAUUACAACAAAGGAUAUGCUAUAUGUUUGUCAAACCUAUUUAUCAAAAAUUGUAAACUUUAAAAUUGAUAAAAAAAAUGCACUCAUGGGAUCAACCUUAUCUAUAAUAUGUUGUUCAGAAAAAACCGAAGAAAUUGUUAAUGCUCUUAAACAAAAAAAUGAUAUAAUCAAUUUUGGUGAUAUCUGUAAUGUAGACGUAACACAAUUAUAUCAAUUUUUUAAAACGUAUGAUAUUAUCUCAGCAUUAAAAUUAUCUUCUUAUAAAGAUAAUCUUUAUGGAAAUCAUCCAAAUAUGUUAAAUGAUGAUAACAUAUUGGAAGAAGAUAACGUAUUGGAAGAAGAUAACAUAUUGGAAGAAGACAACACAUCGGAUGAAGACAACACAUUAGAUGAUGAUAACACAUCGGAUGAUGACAACACAUCGGAUGAUGACAACACAUCAGGUGAUGAUAACACAUCGGAUGAUGAUAACACGUCGGAUGAAUGUUUCGAUAUUUCUUGUUGUUCAGUACAUUCCGAGGACGACAGCUAUCCAGGUUCAUCAGACCAUGAGAAACUAUAA